Molecule: messenger RNA, 4985 nt
Organism: Sitodiplosis mosellana (orange wheat blossom midge)
Lineage: Eukaryota; Metazoa; Arthropoda; Insecta; Diptera; Cecidomyiidae
Gene: Bdp1
Exons: 6
Coding region: 1109-4684 (1191 amino acids)
Biological process (GO): RNA polymerase III preinitiation complex assembly
Cellular component (GO): transcription factor TFIIIB complex
Molecular function (GO): TFIIIC-class transcription factor complex binding
Source: RefSeq, a predicted model, not a curated record
GCAAACAAUUCUUGUAUUUGACCGUCUCUAGCUCGACCAUACGUUUUUUUUUCUUCUCUGUGCCGUUUGCAUUGUGUGCAUUUCGUAAUCAUCACAAAAUGUGUGGAUUAGUUCUUUCGUCGCUUUUUUUUGUUAUUGUUUCAACGAUUUUUUAACUAAGCACAUAGAAACCAGAUUCGAAUGCGACACAAAAAAAGCGGUAUUGAUCUCACUUUGAAAUUACUCGAAUUGGAAUAUAUCGAGAGUUUUCUCGUUGAGCUCUCUGAAAGAAAUGGCUUAUUUCUCAAAAUCAUCUGAUUUGCAGAUGGAAGAAGGUAAAAAAAAGAAGAAUAUACUCUAUCCUAACUAUUGAAAGAAAGAAGAUACUCAAAUUUCUCUUGAAAACACCUUCAAAUUUGCCUGAAAAUAAUUUGAAAUGGAAAAAUACCAUUGAAUUAAUAUAGAAAAAUCUAUUCCAAUCGAUUUCGCCGCAAUAGAAAAAACCGACACCGAGAUUCAAAUAAGAGCGCGGUCGAUCGGUUCACAGCAAUUCUAUCAAUAGGGUUUCAUAUUUGGCUGUUGCUAUCUGUCUUUGUUUCGCACACAUGCGAAUGAUAGUAUGAUGGUACUUCCUUCCUUCGUAUGGUCACACUGUGUGAAACCGACGAACGAACGAAAAAGUCAACGACGCAGUAGAAACACGCUGUGUUUUUGACAAAUCCAUUUGACAUUUCUCAGCACACACAUAUUUCAAUUACUGACAUUUGCUUGUUAUUCUACUCCAGAGAAGGCAACAAAUUAUUUUGCCCACAAAAACAAGACACAUCCACUGUUAUUGUUAUUUUUUUUUUCUCGCUCCGUGUAAACUUAAUUUCAAUUUCGACGCCAUCCAACCAAACAAACAUUUCUGUUUUGAUGCAAUCAACGACGAAACACACGAUCAUCGAUUCGUUAUCGUUAAAUCGACGAAUAUUAAGCGUUUGGCGUGGAAUUGGUAAAAUAUCGAGGCGAGCCAAUGCAGACAUUCAAUUUAAACCGAUUAAACGUGAGCAAAUGACCGGAACAAAGAGUUUAUUUGUAUGAAGAAGAAGUAGAAACGAAACAAAACACACACAAGAGAUAAAAUAAAAUGUCAUCAAGGCGACCGCGAGUUAAAGCAGCUGCAAUUUUGAAGCCUCGCCGACCGCAAACAUCGGCCAAUGAACCCAAUGACAUUGUGAAAUCGGAAACGAAUGCAGAACAAACGAUUGAAGUGUAUAGUAGGAGGAGAGAUGAUAUUGACGAGACGCAGUCAACAUCACUAAGAUCAUCAGCAGAAGUACCAGCUGUACCACCAGACCCAACGGUAGCUGUAAUACAAACAAGCAAUCAGUCCGAGUCGAAGCCAGAUAUAAAAUCAAUUUCAAUCUCAGCCGUAAAUUCACCAAAACAUAGUGUGAUACAGGAUGCUGUCGAUUCGGUGGAGAAUAAGCCACCCGAUGUGGUGGCAUCCCCAUCAAAAGCCGUGCCAAAGCCAUCGAAUGCGAGUGUGGUGCCGACACCGUUUCGUCGGAUCUCAACACCGCCCGUGAACAUUGUGAAUCGUCGUAAAAGUCUCAUUGCCACCAAUGAAAAUCGGCCGGGCUAUUCGCCAAAGUACAUGAAAUCACCAUCGUAUUCAUUUGUUCGUGAUAUUCCGUCAAAAGAUACAAAAUCGGUGAUUCAAUCGCCGCAUCAUUCGAAGCCGGCAACGAAUGCAGACGAUGACGUUUUUUCACCGGCACCAACCGAAAACGAUGAAUGCUUCAAGUCACCGCCAUUCAUGUCACCAAUCUAUACGAGGCGUAUCGAACCGAGUAUGAGUCCAUUUCAUGAUAUUUACGGUGAAGAUUACACAAAAUCACCGUCCGCAGCCAUGCCAAACAACAAGAUUCGGCAACGUAUUCGACCGACACCAUGUUUUGCCAGCCGAAGGAACAGCAUUCAAGGUAGUGGCAUCGGCGGUGCAUCCGAAUCAGAAGACGAACAACAUCGAAGGCAACGUCACUAUAGUACCAGUUCAAAUCACAGCAGCUACAAUCCAUCGUCUACACCGCAACAUCAACGCAACUAUUUCGGUUUGAAUAAAGUGCCGUCACGCGUUCGCACCGAAUCAUACAGUUCAAGCAUAUCGGAUAUUCCAUUUUCGAAGAGUAAACGUUCACAUCGCUCCGAAGAAUAUCAACGGGUGGCAAAUGCAAAGCGAGAAUUUAAUCAACGUCUUAAUGGCAAACCGCCCGAUAAAAGUCGACUCACUAUGUACGAUCUCAUUUAUUAUAAUCCGCUGACGAAUCCGAUGAGCAAACCAGCCGGUAAAGGUGAUAAAAACAGUGAUACAGCCUCCGUAUCGUCAGCGAAAACCAGUCAAAGCCGUAGCAGUGGAUCGGUGAAAUCGGAAGCAUCUGGACCAGUUAAAACGGUCAAAUCGGAAACGACAGACGCUGUCACCGGACCCGUACCACAACUUAAACUCGAUGCCAACGGCGAAAUUAUUUUGGACGAAAAAAGUUUGGUGAUCGAAACGACCGGCGAUAAAGAGGCACGCGAAAUGCUUGCCAAUUCAGAUGUUAUUUAUGACGAUGAAUUUAGUGGAACAAGCGGCUUUUAUAAAAGGCAAAAACGUACUCGAGAUUGGCUUCCUUUGGAAACGCUCAAAUUUUAUCGAUCACUUCAAACAAUCGGCACGGAUUUCUCAGUUAUGCUACAACUAUUCCCGAAUCGGUCAAGGCGAGACUUGAAAUUAAAGUUCAAGAAAGAAGAAAAGCACAAUAUGGCCUUAAUAAACAAAGCACUGUUGCAUCCCAAAGAAUUUAAUGUUGAUGAAUUGAAGCUUCAGUUUGACAAAGAGGACGAAGAAAUCGAGCAAAAGAAACAGGAAUGGGCUGAAGUGAGGAAGAAAAUGGCCAAUGAACGAAGGGAGCAAAUAAAUGCAUCGAGAAAACGCAAUCCAAAUCGGCAAGUGAGUAGGUCAAUGCGGAAUUUAACCGAUGGCGACAUUGUGUACGAGAAUGAAUUUGUGGCGCUGCCGCCAAAGGCGAGGCGAUCUAAUCGAAAGCGAAAUGUUACUGCUGAUAUUUUGGAUGCGCCGGCCGAUGCAAUGCUCAGUCCACUGUCAUUGAAUCACAAUAAUAAUCAUGUAGAUAGUCUGCCGCAACACACAUAUGCCACGCAUAAGCUGCCAAAUUUCAUAGAAAUUAUGUCAACGCAAAAAUCGCGUCAGUCAUCGCACAGUUCGAAUCCCGUUCCCACUGCAGACACCUCACCCAGCCACAUAAAUCAUAUCGAUACGGCUCCAAGUCCGGUUGCAAUUGAAACAAAUGGCAUAUACGAAGCCGACGAGCAAUCACAGCAUGCCAUGGAUCUGUCCACAACGUCGUUGAUCAUUCACGGUGGAAAUAGCAAUCACGAAGCCGACACUACGCCUGCGCCGACAGACGCAAAUGAAUCAACAAUUGGCCAGUACAUUGCGAAGAAUCCAAAUUUAACAUUCAAAGGAUCGGGUGAUAUUAUGAAUAUGGACAUCAUAUUUGAGAACGUUUCGAUUGAAGAGGACGACACGAUUGGUACAACAGUGUCAUCUGAAUCAAAUGUCGAGACGACUGUUGAUGAAUCCGCGCCCAUUGUAACAACGAUUACGGAAUCUGAGCCGGAGAAUUUGGUGAAAAUCGAUGGCAUUCAAUACGAGAUAAUAACAGUUGCCAACGAAAAGCAAUGUGAUGAUGACCGAACGUCAGACGAUGAUGAAACAACAGUCAAAGUGAUGACCGAUGCAACAGAAACGGUGGAAGAAGUGGAUACAAUACCGGUGAUAAGUCAGGGAUAUGAAGAUGAGAAUUAUGUGUACACUUCAUCACCCAAUGAAAUGGUCAUUAUGACGUGCUCGAACUUGGAUGUUGCUGCCGAAAUUGAAGCCGUUGAUUUAUCGAGUUCAGCCAUUAAUUUAGAAUCAAGUGGCGCCAUUGAUGUGUCUGAAUCCAGUGCAGUCAUCCACUUAUCUGAACCGGUUGCCACUAUUGAUCUGCCCGAAUCAAAGGCAUAUCAUGCAACAGCUGCCGAGACAGAGACCGAAAUCGAAGCUGUUGAAUCCAAAGUAACGGCUGGCGAAGCAAGCUACGUCAAAACCGAGGCAUUGGCCGUAAAAGAAGAGAUUAUAGAACCGGCAGCCACCGUCCAACCGACCGACACUGAACGAAAACGUAAGCGAAAAGUUGUACCAGUGUUGACAUAUGCCAAACGAUCGAGGCGCGGUGCAGCCAAAGCGAUGGAAACCAAAUCAAAAGAUGUGCCAUCAGAAAUUCAAAGUGAUUCUAGAGUAGAAAAUCAAACGGAACCAUCGAUGCCAACGCCACCGACGCCGUCAUCACCGCCACCUCCCACAGAACAAAUCGAACCGUCUUCCAUGGAUCAAACAUCAUCGCUGGACAAUAAAUCCGAUGAACAAAACCCGAAAGAAGAACAAAUCAUCACUAAUGAGGAUAGUCAAUCGAAUGACAAUGACUACGAUAAUGGCAAUCAAGAUAGAAAUUUCAUGGAUUCAUUAGUUGUAGUUGAGAGUCAAGAUCCAAGCGAUGCAAAUCGUACGAUCUAUGAAGUCUAUGUUGUCGACCCGGAUACGAAUGAAAUGAGCGAAAAACCACUCGACUUACCAGAAAGUGUGCUUCAACGCAUCCGAUUAUCAAUGUCAUAACGAUCAUUUGCGAUUAGAAUCAACAAUCAUCCACUGUUAAUACGUUCACUGUUAAAUUUCGUUCAUUUUAAAACAUUGAUCAAAAUGGAAUAUGCAUUUUUUUGGUUGUUUUCGACUCGCUCUCAUUAUCUCAUCACAAAGCAAUCAAAAAAUCCAUCUAAAUUUUAAAGUUAGAUUUGUAACAUAUCAAAUUAAUAUUUAGUAGUUGAACAUUAUUUAAAAAAAAAAUACCAAGAGAACGUAUUUUUUUCACAUUGGAAUAAACAGAAAGAAAAAUGCAAUACUUUUUACAUGAACUGAA